Molecule: messenger RNA, 1947 nt
Organism: Cryptomeria japonica (Japanese cedar)
Lineage: Eukaryota; Viridiplantae; Streptophyta; Pinopsida; Cupressales; Cupressaceae
Product: rhomboid-like protein 14, mitochondrial
Exons: 2
Coding region: 601-1617 (338 amino acids)
Source: RefSeq, a predicted model, not a curated record
GACUGCUCCAUUUCCAACCAAAUCCAAAUAUGAAAAAGCUUAACCUGAAUGAUACUUAAAAAAGCUAAAAACUGCCCCCUCUGCGCCAUAAUUCCCUUUCAUCUAAUUUAAAAUUCAUGUCAUCGACCAGGAGUGACGUAUUGGAUGUUUCGCAGGAAAACCACCUAAGAAAAAUGGAUGUGAUGUUGGGAGAAACAGAACCUACAGUGGUUUUAAGGAGGCCUAUAUAUGUUGUUGAGGAAUACCAAUGAAGGAAAUUAAGACAAGUUUACAGAAAAAAAAUGUUUGGUUUGUUGGAGAGAUGAAUCUUUAAGAGUAUUGGAUGUUUCGCAGGAAAACCACCUAAGAAAAAUGGAUGUGAUGUUGGGAGAAACAGAACCUCCAGUGGUUUUAAGGAGGCCUAUAUAUGUUGUUGAGGAAUACCAAUGAAGGAAAUUAAGACAAGUUUACAGAAAAAAAAUGUUUGGUUUGUUGGAGAGAUGAAUCUUUAAGAGUAGUUGGGUAGUCUGGCAUUUCGAACUUGAGGUGGUAUUUUAAGGUGGGUUGAAGAGAGGGAGCAUAAAGAGCCAAUUGUGUUGGGGAAUUUGAGUGAGCGACGAGAUGGACAUGCCUAUUACUGUUUCUCUGGCUGCAUUGAUGGUUGUCAUAUGCUGCGUGUUUCCCCAAUUUGCUGAGGAUACCUGCACAGAUACUAAGAAAUUUGAUCUCAACGGAUGGUUCAUGCCCAUAUUCCAUCGUGUAAGUAAGGGGCAACUUGCAUAUCAGAUCGCUUCCCUGCUAUGGAAGGGUACACUUUUAGAGGAACUCAUGGGCAGCAGAAGGUUUGCCUCAAUGAUUCUUAAACUGUUCCUUACCAGGGAGGUGAUCGUACUAAUAGCAGCACAAGGUUGGCAAUUUUGGGAUUUAGCAAAUAUAUAUUCUUCAAUUUAUCAUGGUCAGUUAUGGAGAAUAUUUUUUGGAAUGUAUGGAUUCCUUCUACCUGCUUAUCCAAGCAGGAAUGCAUUGAUCAUAUCAACAAUAUUUGCAGCUGAGUUGGCAUUUGUUCAUCUCUUGUUUCCUACAAUACCUUUGUCUGUUCCUGUUUGUGAUACUCUUGUAGGCUUUCUCUGGUCAUAUGCACCUCAAUAUGUAAUCAGACGUAGGAAAAUGUUCCUAAUGAUAGAGACAAACGAGAGAUCUGCCACCGGAGGACUGGUUUGGAUUUGUCAUUCUUGCAGAUCUGAGAAUGGGGUGUUUCUUGAUGUUUGUGAGAGUUGUGGGACACCUCAUGGUAAUUUUGCAUAUGAUAAUUCUGUCAUGGAUGGCUCCCAAAGCUCUUUGAUUAAUGGUACACCUAAUCGGGAGCUUAGAACAGACUUGGUUUGGAUCUGCACGUCUUGCACGCUUGAGAAUGGAGUAUUUGUUGAUGUUUGUGACAACUGCAAAACACCUAAUGGGGUUAUUGGAUAUAAUGAUCCUGUCAUGGAGAACUUACAAAGCCCUUUGAUAAGCAGGAGGCCAAAUCCUGAGAUUGACAGCACCAGCUUGGUUUGGAACUGUGAGUCUUGCAGUUCUGAUAAUGGAGUGUUUUUCAAUGCUUGUGAAAACUGUCAGACCCCACGCCCAACAACAGAGUAGAACAAGAUGCCAAGAUGCCAACGGUCAUUGUAGCUCUUUCAACAUCAAGGAAUGCCAAUGUUUUGAACAUCCAAAGCCAUCUAGUUAAUGUUAGAUUAACAUUUGGAAGGAAUCUGUUGAACGAAGUCAAUGCAUGCACUGGGGAUGCUUCUUCAGAAUAGUAGAUUUCAAAUGUCCCAAGUUGAUAUUUAUCCUCUGAAAUUGUAGAAUUUAACUUGUAGUUCCCCAAAUUUUCAAAUUAGGGAUUAAUAAAAAAUUUCUUGAUUAGCAUACUCAGAAGCUUGAAUGAAGUCCUCAUACCAGAAUUUGGGACAGAAUAUUUUAUUUGUA